CGAAAGUUGAUCAACUCCCCUUUGACAGUUACGUCGCUCCCUCUCAACCUGCUCUUCACCCUUCGACUCCAUCGCUGGAAUCAUCGCGAUAUCAGUCAGGUGGUCGUCUGGCCAUCGAGGGGUGAUUUCGCAUUCUCUUCCUACGACUUGGACGCGAUUUCGACCAGGUGAAGGCGGUCGCAGGCGUCCGUCGCCUGAUUUUUCCAACCACCGCUUGUCCCCUAUCGCCCUCGGUUUUCUCAUCGACGAAACGCGAUAGUAAUCAUCGAACACGCGACGAUCUUGGCAGAUCUCAGUCGGAGAAAGUUCUGAGAGUAUUCGAUACUGAGGGCAGCCUUGGCUGGUUGUUCCCUCUCUUCCCGAAGAGGAUUCUAGAUUUGUUACUCGAUACCUGGUUCACGGAGCUGCAAAGAUGGCGAACCUUCACUUCCAGUACUCCAGCGCGCCUUUGCGCACCAUCCAGGAGAUUCAGUUUGGACUCCUGUCCCCGGAGGAAAUUAAAAGUAUGAGUGUUGCUCAUAUCGAGUAUCCGGAGACAAUGGAUGAGCAAAAGCAGAAGCCUCGAGAAAAGGGAUUGAACGAUCCGCAUCUCGGCACAAUCGAACGAGCAUAUAAGUGCGCCACAUGCGACGAAAAUAUGACUGAUUGUCCCGGGCACUUCGGCCAUAUUGAACUUGCAACACCUGUCUUCCAUAUCGGAUUUAUGACGAAGAUCAAGAAACUGUUGGAGGUGGUGUGCCACAAUUGCGGCAAGUUGCUAGUAGAUGAAAGCAAUCCGGCAUUCGCGGAAGCUCUUCGCUACCGAGACCCUAAGCGGCGAUUCGAUGCUAUUUGGAGGGUUUGCAAGCCAAAGUUGGUCUGCGAGACUGACGUUCCGAUGGAAGACGAAGAUUUUGGCGGAAACGGCUUAAAGGAUCCCAAGAAGCACAGCCAUGGUGGAUGCGGCAAUAUCCAGCCUGAGAUCCGAAAGGAGGGCUUGAAGAUUAUGGGUACCUGGAAAGCGGUCAAGGGGGAUGAAGAGAAUGAGGGACAGCAGCCCGAGAAGCGAGAGAUCAAACCACAAACGGUUCUUAACAUUUUCCGCAGUAUUUCCACUGAGGAUAUUCGCAAACUUGGACUGAGUAAUGAUUACGCUCGGCCCGAGUGGAUGGUCAUUACAGUUCUUCCUGUUCCUCCUCCGCCCGUUCGACCUAGCAUUUCGGUUGAUGGUACCGGCCAGGGUAUGCGUGGCGAGGACGAUCUCACCUAUAAGCUUGGUGACAUUAUCCGUGCCAAUGGUAACGUUCGCCGGUGCGAGCAAGAGGGUUCUCCAGCACACGUCGUCAGUGAGUUUGAGACUCUACUGCAGUUCCAUGUUGCCACAUAUAUGGACAACGAUAUUGCCGGCCAACCCCAAGCUCUUCAAAAGUCUGGGAGACCAGUCAAGGCGAUCCGCGGACGACUAAAGGGCAAGGAGGGUCGUCUACGUGGAAACUUGAUGGGCAAACGUGUAGAUUUCUCUGCACGCACUGUCAUCACAGGAGACCCAAAUCUUUCCUUGGAUGAGGUUGGCGUCCCACGAAGCAUCGCUAGGACACUCACAUAUCCCGAAACUGUUACGCCAUACAAUAUCCACAGGCUUCAUCAAUUGGUCAAGAAUGGGCCGAACGAUCAUCCAGGAGCAAAGUACGUGAUCCGCGAUACGGGCGAAAGAAUUGAUUUGCGGCACCACAAGCGAGCUGGGGAGAUUUCUCUUCAGUAUGGCUGGAAAGUGGAGAGGCACGUGAUUGACGGCGACUAUAUCAUCUUUAACCGGCAGCCAUCGCUGCACAAAGAGUCGAUGAUGGGUCAUCGGGUCCGCGUUAUGCCGUAUUCAACUUUCCGACUCAACUUGUCCGUCACCUCGCCAUACAACGCGGAUUUCGAUGGUGACGAGAUGAACUUGCACGUUCCUCAAAGCGAGGAAACACGCGCGGAGAUUAGCCAACUUUGCAUGGUACCGCUUAAUAUCGUCUCGCCGCAGCGUAAUGGACCCCUGAUGGGUAUCGUCCAGGAUACUUUGUGUGGUAUUUACAAGCUUAUGCGUCGGGACACAUUCCUCACAAAGGAUCAAGUGAUGAACAUUCUUUUGUGGGUGCCAGAUUGGGACGGAGUCAUUCCCCACCCUGCCAUUAUGAAGCCACAGCCGCGGUGGACAGGCAAACAGAUGAUCAGCAUGGUCCUCCCGAAAGCGGUCAGUCUCAUCCGGUCCAGCGAUGAGGGCUUUUCACCGAUCCAUGACAAUGGAAUUUUCAUUCAUGCAGGAGAAAUUAUGUACGGCCUCUUCAGUAAGAAGUCUAUUGGAGCGACUCGGAAUGGCAUCAUCCAUAUUAUUUUCAAUGAGCUUGGUCCGCAGAUCGCCAUGAAUUUCUUCAAUGGAGUCCAAACUGUCGUCAACUAUUGGUUCCUUCACCAUGGAUUCAGUAUUGGAAUUGGUGAUACAAUUCCUGAUCAGCGGACCAUUGAACAAAUUGAGGAUUGUGUUACGAAGCAAAAAGAGAUUGUUGCUGAAAUUACCAGAAGCGCUACAGAGAACGAACUCGAGCCUCUUCCUGGUAUGAACGUUCGUGAGACUUUCGAAAACAAAGUGUCCAAGGCGCUAAACACUGCACGUGAUGAGGCCGGUGACAAGACAGAAAAGAGUCUGAAGGAUCUGAACAAUGCAAUUCAAAUGGCCCGUUCAGGUUCCAAGGGUACAACUAUCAAUAUUUCUCAGAUGACUGCAGUUGUCGGACAGCAGUCAGUGGAAGGAAAACGGAUUCCCUUUGGAUUUAAAUACCGAACAUUGCCGCAUUUUACAAAGGAUGACUAUUCCCCGGAAUCAAGGGGUUUCGUGGAGAACUCCUAUCUCCGUGGCUUGACGCCAACUGAAUUCUUCUUCCACGCCAUGGCUGGUCGUGAAGGUCUGAUUGAUACUGCGGUGAAGACAGCUGAGACUGGCUAUAUUCAGCGGAGACUUGUGAAAGCGCUCGAGGAUGUUAUGGUCAAGUACGACGGUACUGUCAGAAACUCUCUCGGUGACAUUGUGCAGUUUGUCUAUGGCGAAGACGGUCUUGACGGUGCACAUAUUGAGCAUCAAAGAGUUGACAUGAUCACAACGUCGCGGCCCCAGUUUGAACACAGAUAUCGGCUUGAUGUCAUGAAUCCGGAGAAGAUGAAAAAUCUCGAACCUAUUGAGCUACUUCCUGAACUUGCCGGAGACACGGUAGUGCAAGAGUAUCUCGAUGCGGAAUUCGAACAACUCGAGAAGGACCGCGAGUGGGUUCGGUCAGCGAGACCAGACGGGGUGGAAGACAUUCCUUUGCCUUCGAACAUUCUUCGCAUUCUUGAAUCAGCAAAGACCAUUUUCCGGAUCAAGGACGGCCAUCGAAGCGACCUGCAUCCAAUAGAAGUCAUUACUCGAGUAAGGGAGCUACUUGACAAGCUCGUGAUUGUACGAGGAGACGAUCCUCUCUCCAAAGAGGCCCAGGAGGACGCGACGAAGCUCUUCAAAGCGCAGCUUCGGUCCAGACUUGCCUACAAGCGUUUGGCUGUUGAAUAUACACUCAACAAACUCGCUUUCCAGCAUGUCGUUGGUGAAAUUGAGAAUCGUUUUCUGCGAUCUGCUGUGGCUCCAGGUGAAAUGGUCGGUGUGUUGGCUGCUCAGUCAAUUGGUGAGCCUGCAACGCAGAUGACUCUGAAUACUUUCCACUUUGCUGGUGUAUCCUCAAAGAACGUCACUCUUGGUGUCCCUCGUCUCAAGGAAAUUCUCAAUGUUGCAACGAAUAUCAAAACACCCUCGAUGGCGGUUUACCAGGAAGGUUCGAAUAGACUGAAUCAGGAAACCGCCAAACAACUUCGUAGUGCCGUUGAGCAUACUACGCUUCGAUCUGUUACGGAUACUACAGAGAUCUAUUAUGAUCCUGACAUUCAAUCUACCGUUAUUGACGCAGAUGUUGAUAUGGUAGAGUCAUAUUUCAUUAUCCCUGAAGACAAUGCCGAUGAUCCCAGUCGACAGUCAAAGUGGCUCCUUCGUAUCGUCUUGGGCCGUAGGAAGCUGCUUGACAAGGGUUUGACUGUCCAGGACGUUGCGGCGAAGAUCAAAGAGAACUACGCCAAGGAUUUGGCGGUCAUUUUCAGCGACAAUAAUGCCGACGAACAAGUCAUUCGCAUCAGAAUGAUUCAGGAUCACAGCAAGGAUGAUGAGGAUGAAGAUUUGGAAGAAGAUUUGAUGCUCAAGCGUCUGGAGAAUCAUGUGCUUGAUACACUGACUCUCCGUGGUGUUCCUGGCAUCGAAAGAGCCUUUUUGAAUCAGAAACCAAGAAUGCGCAUUAACGAGGAGGAUGCCAUGAUAAUGCGGACCUCGGAUCCAGAGUGCAUGGAAUGGUGCCUUGACACAAGCGGCACUGCUCUUGGAGCCGUUUUGGCCAUUCCUGGCGUCGAUGCCACCAGAACCUAUUCCAACUCAUUUGUUGAGGUGCUCCAGGUUCUUGGCAUCGAAGCCACUCGGGCUGCUUUGCUUCAAGAACUGACGCAAGUGUUGGCCUUUGAUGGUUCAUAUGUCAACCAUCGUCAUCUUGCCCUCUUGGUCGAUGUCAUGACGUCUCGUGGGCACCUAAUGGCUAUUACCCGCCACGGUAUCAAUCGUGCUGAUACAGGUGCUCUCAUGAGAUGCUCAUUCGAAGAGACUGUCGAGAUCUUGCUCGAAGCUGCUGCCUGUGGAGAACUAGAUGAUUGCCGCGGCAUUUCGGAGAAUGUCAUGCUUGGACAACUUGCUCCUAUGGGUACUGGCGAGCUUGAUGUGUACCUUGAUCAGAAAAUGCUGGACACAGUCAUCUCGGACAAUGCUAGGUUGGGCAUCAUACCCAACAUUGGCGUUAAGAGUGGUAUCAUUGCCGAUGGUGCGGCAACCCCAUAUGACAGCGGUUCACCGUUACAGGAGGGUGGUUAUCUCGGUUCUCCUGAUUACGGCGCUUCCUUCUCGCCAAUCGUCAAUUCUGGAGCUGAGAGCCCUGGUGGAGGUGGUUUGACCGAUUACGGCGGGCCUCAAGGGUUGAUCGGCGGCUUGAGCCCGUAUACUGCGAGAAGCCCUGGUGGCGGGUAUUCGCCAAGCAGCCCCUUCAAUACCAGCCCAACCUCCCCGGGAUUCUCUCCCACCUCUCCUGCCUAUUCACCUACUUCUCCUGGCAUGAGCAUCACCAGCCCACGCUUUGCAUCAUCGCCAGGAUUUUCGCCUGCCAGCCCAGCAUUUACACCGACUUCUCCUACCUAUUCCCCGACAUCACCAGCGUACGGGCAAGCUGGAAUUUCUCCUACUUCACCAUCCUACUCUCCAACGUCGCCAAGUUACUCGCCGACGUCGCCCAAUUACAGUCCUACGUCGCCGAACUAUAGUCCUACUUCACCAAGCUAUAGCCCAACGUCGCCAGUUUACAGCCCGACCAGUCCACAGUUUGGCGGUGCAAAGCAGCAUUCGCCGACAUCUCCCACUUCGCCAACAAGUUACAGCCCUACCUCGCCAAUGUACAGCCCAACUAGCCCGAUGGGAAGCUACUCGCCCUCUUCCCCCAACUUUGGUGGAUCUCCGACGUCUCCGGGGCCGGCGCCUUAUUCAGCGUCGUCACCGAAGUGGUCGCCGACAUCGCCAACUUAUUCUCCUACGUCUCCAAGAGGGUAAAUUCCGAGUGGCGGUUGGCUUGUCGAGAGAUGAAGUUUCUCUAGCGCAAACUCUCCGAGACUGUGAUGUCCUUUAUGCAAUGCAUUUGCUAAGGUCGAAAUCUGCCAAUGCUCACAGUCCCUGGAGAGCUUUUUAUCUUGUAAUUCUAUCGAUUCAAUUUUCCGUACAACAUUACAGCAUUUUGACGGGCAGGGAUAGUUGGUUAUUAUUGCUUUCCCUUCCUUCCUCAAACUUUCCUCUUCUUCAGGCGUUGAUAUCCCAUUGCAUUUGGUAUUUCUUUUCUCCCCCAAAAUCUUGAUCUAUGAAAGCUCGUCAAAAAUUGUGGUCAUACAAGGGCUGCUUUUUAUCUACCCACGUGGAUCUUAAACCAAGGCUCUUUGAAGCAGAAGCGCGGCGUUCUCGGUUUUCAAGGCAGUUUGUGCUGCACUCAAUAUGCUUGAAAUGUCAAUAGAAACACAACUAAACAUGGAAUAAAAAUGUUUUCUGGGAAGG
Molecule: messenger RNA, 6166 nt
Organism: Xylona heveae TC161
Lineage: Eukaryota; Fungi; Ascomycota; Xylonomycetes; Xylonales; Xylonaceae
Product: DNA-directed RNA polymerase II largest subunit
Exons: 6
Coding region: 413-5674 (1753 amino acids)
Biological process (GO): transcription by RNA polymerase II
Cellular component (GO): RNA polymerase II, core complex
Molecular function (GO): DNA binding
Source: RefSeq, a predicted model, not a curated record